GACUUUUGGUCGCACAUGGACAAGCACGACUGGCAGCUGAGCAGCUGCCACGGGCAUUUGUACCGCGUGGCGGAUACAUUGUGCUCCACCAAGGAAGUUCUAGAGGAUGUCAUUGGCCGAUUGUCAGACUUCAAGAGGGAGAACAAAAACCCCUUCAAGUCCCUGUCUUUGGAGCGCGGCCACUUUCUGUCUACAGCGCAUCUGCAGUUUUCAGAGCAGUGGCCCGUUCUGCGCACGACUGGCGCAGAUCUGAUGGACAAGAAGUGCACCAGGGCCUUCAAAGGGCGUGCGAAAUUUGCAGGGCCCAAUGCCCCCUCAGGCGAGGUCCUUUCGGCCUUGAAGGCGGAUGCUGCCAGCAAACCAGGCCUCACGUGGCGUCAGGCGGUUGCAGCAGGAGCGUCAGCAGGGGCGCCGCGGCAGCUUCUGCCUGUCAAGCCAGCUUCGCGCGCCAGUGACUUGAAGAGUCUGGGCACUUUGAUCGCUCUGCGGACAACGUGGCCAGAGAGCUUCACCAAUCUUGCCGGCUGCUGGGCUGGCCAGCUGCUGGUGGAGGGCCGACUUUACCAGGCAGUGACGGGGCAGUACGUUCUCAGUCUCGGCUUCGAGCACCUGGCAGGGUUGGCCUGGAGCGUGGAGGAAGUUUUGCCAGGCUAUUUUCAGAUAGCCUCGCAGGGCUUGCGAGAGCGCCAGGGGCAGAGUCGUGAGCGCCUUCAGCCUUUCUGUGUUCACAGCGUCACAGCGAAGGGCUCUGAGGAAGAAGAGCUCUAUGCUGGAGUUCCAACAGUGGCUU
This is a messenger RNA of Symbiodinium pilosum, 790 nucleotides long. Lineage: Eukaryota; Dinophyceae; Suessiales; Symbiodiniaceae. The record is from the annotation of a GenBank genome assembly.